Molecule: messenger RNA, 708 nt
Organism: Cryphonectria parasitica EP155
Lineage: Eukaryota; Fungi; Ascomycota; Sordariomycetes; Diaporthales; Cryphonectriaceae
Exons: 2
Coding region: 1-708 (235 amino acids)
Source: RefSeq, a predicted model, not a curated record
AUGGUGAACAAGUCCAACCCCAGGUCUGACAACAGGCGUAAGGCCAGGCCCAUCGCUGACUUCGGACUAUUCCGUACAACGGAGGGGCGAGUUUUUAGGAAUGAUUACAACCCAGUCGCCCUCCUCGAACGCUUCUCCGGACCUGCCGAGGACUGGUACAUGCGAUAUCUCGUGGCCGAGGAAGAGAGGCGAUACGUCGGAUUCACAUUCCUCUACGCAGUUUCCACCUCACGAUGCGCAAUGGCCGUAUUCAGUGCUUUCCUCGAGGAAUACGGCCACCGCUUCAUUGACAUCCGGCUCUGGGAGCUGGUGGUGGACUGCUGGCUUGCUCAGGGUGGCAGAGCUGACGCGCUUCGGUUCCUGUCUUUUCACAACAUCGUCAACGAGUGCGUGGUAGCUUCCUUCAAGCAGGCCUUCUUCAUGUACGCGGAAGAACCCGGCCAGACUGAGAUUGCCAUUAUGACUGAGGCGCCGGCAUGGCAGGAGAAUCCCUUCCUGCGCAGUGCGCAGCAUGUCGCAGAGGCUCUCGGUGGCACAUCCGUCAAGGCGUGCAGGGCCUAUUUGUCUUGGAAGAAUCAGGACUCCCAAUUGGGAGACGAGAGAUACGACUUGAUCGUGGAGUUCAGUCGGGAUGGUGAGUACAAUGAGAAUAAUGCCAUCACUCCCAAGAACAGUCACGUUGAGGAGAUAGUAUAUUGGACCAAGUAA